AUGCGCAACUGGCUGUAUGUACAUACUUCUGUGCUUCACCGAUCGACUUGUACGCUCGUCAUUUGCCGAUACUCAAGGCUGCUGGUUGUCAACGAGACGGGGCUGCUCAAGCUCCGGGCAGGCCUCGGCCCGGCCGGUAACCGCUUUGGCCUGGGACAGCUUCCCGUAGAAUCGCUCCCGGAAGUCGCCAAGGUCGUCGCUUGUACCGUCGUUCGCACGCGUCGGGGAGACGGCAGUGGCGGCGGCGGCGGCGGCGGCGGCGGAGGUGGGCGGACCCCCGGCAUCGUUUGCGUUGCGAUGCUUGUGCCCCCGCUCCCGGCAUCCGCAGCCGUGGCGGUGGGCAACCACGGAGGAGGUGGCGGCGGGACUAAGCAGGGCGACGCAGCCGGAGGUCCUGCCGUGAGAGCGGCAGCGGCGACGGCUGCGGGCGGCGGCGGCCUCCUCAACGUGUACCCUCUGGACGGCGAGAGGGGCUCGGAGGUGGACCGAGCUCUGCGACGAGAGCCGCAACAGCUGGUGUUGCCUUACAUGCCGGUAGGGAUGGCGCACACAACGGUGUGGCGGAGUGUUGCCGCGCUCCCUAACUUUGUCGGAGGGGGAGGGAGCGGGGCAGGGGAAGGAGCCGGUGCGUCGUCGUCGUCCUCACCAACCAACAACAACAACAACAACAACCGUCGGGUUAGAGUCGAAAGAGGAGACGCCGUGCUCGUGUGGGACCAAAGCGGGAUGGUGCAUGGGUAUACGCGUUGGGAGGGCGGCGGCGACCGCCGAACCGCCGCCGACAGCAGCACCAGUAGGGGCGGAGGCGGAGGAGGUACGGGGAGCGGAGGGGGCGCCACGGGCCACGUCUCCAUUCUCACCGCGGAGUCCCGGGAGAGCCUCGAAACGCUGAUGCCAGAGCUCAGGGGCAUCGACAGCCCGGUGUCGUGCCUCGCCUUCGAUGCCGUGGAGGAAGGGGACGGCUGGGCGAGGAGGCGGAGAAGAGUGCUGGCCGGCUGCAUGGAGAGCGCCCGCUGCGUCUCGCUCCACGAUGCAGCCAGCGGGCGAAGAGAAACGGCGGUUGCUUCGGUCCCCGGCCCGGUGGGAGCCGUAGCGCUGAACGCGCGCCCCCGGUUCAUGCCGUACGACCGGCACGUCGACGACAGGUGGGGCGGAAACGUCGCCGGGUUCGCUUGCACCGAGCUCGACAUGUUGGCGUGGCUCGUGGAAGGCGGCAACGCCGCUGGUGCCGGCGUCGGUGGAAGGUGGUACACCGGCUCCCUCCCGUUGGUAGAGGCCGGCGGCGGCGGCGGCGACCAGGUGACGUGCAUGGAGUGCGCUGAUUUCUUCCGCGACGGCUCGACAGCGGUGGCCAUCGGCACGAACCUCGGCAAGGUUAUCGUCUACAGUGCUGAGCCCAACAACGGGGGCGGCGAAGGGGGCUUAGCCGGGGGUCUGGAGGAGGUUGGCAGGGUGGACGCCGGCGGCCGCAGCGGUGGCGAAGGGCUCGUGUUCGGCUUGGAGGUCGACGGUGACGACAGCAGCGAAGAGGACGAGGCAGGUUGUUCGUCGAACCCGGUUCAGCCGCCCUCUCGACGCGGGGACAGCGUUUCGCCACGGCCUUCCGGGUUGGCGUCGUCGUCGGCAGAUCGGCAGUUCCACUCGCGUCGCGUCGCGGACAGACAGGGGGGCGGCGGAAGCAGGGAACAACAACAGCAGCAACGGCCUCUGCUGACUGCAAGGUGGCAGCGGGAUUUGCCUCACGGGGUCCUUAGAAUCGCGUUCGGCGACUUCAACCACGACGGCGUAAGGGAGUUGGUCGUUGCGACGCAGUACGGGGUCCACGUGUUUCGGCCGGACUACAGGGCGGAGGCGAGCCGGUUCGCGAAGACGAUGCAUGCACUGAAGAUGCUCCAGCCGAAGGAAGACGACGGGGGCGACUUCAUGAGCAGCGCGAGCGACAAUGAUCAUGAUGGUCGACACGAAGGUUCCCGACCACGUGGCGCGGACGCAUCAGGGAUGGAGACUCAUGGCGUUGGUGCCGCCGCCUCGGAUGGUGCUGAAUAA
This is a messenger RNA of Ectocarpus siliculosus, 2046 nucleotides long. The record is from the annotation of a GenBank genome assembly. NCBI's taxonomy places the organism in Eukaryota, Phaeophyceae, Ectocarpales, Ectocarpaceae.